Molecule: messenger RNA, 3625 nt
Organism: Dioscorea cayenensis subsp. rotundata (Guinea yam)
Lineage: Eukaryota; Viridiplantae; Streptophyta; Magnoliopsida; Dioscoreales; Dioscoreaceae
Product: serine/threonine-protein kinase Nek5
Biological process (GO): microtubule-based process; protein phosphorylation
Cellular component (GO): cortical microtubule
Molecular function (GO): ATP binding; protein kinase activity
Source: RefSeq, a predicted model, not a curated record
AAAUAAAACCAAAGCAUUAGAGUCUCUCGCUCCGGCGCGAGAGCGAGAGCACAAAGCAGUGCUUCGCCGGACUGAGUUCUCCGGUGAUCUCCGCCCGUAGACGUUGGUUGGAGGGAAGGAGCUUGAGAUCGGAGUUUGGGGGAAAUGCUGGCGAGAAGUCAGCGAGGGAUCUGGUCGCGAAGUCUGGUUCCGAUGGUUUUGGGAUACGGCAUUGCUUGAUCUCGUGGUUUAGAUAUUGAUGGAGCUCUGCUUGGCUUCAUGUCCAUUUAGAUCUUGGUUUCUCGGCGGAGAUUGUUGAUGCAGGUGCUCCUUUUCGCUGUUCUCUGAAUUUUGUUUUUAUUAAUUGGAUGAGAUGAGGAGUUGAGAUCUAUGGAGCAAGGGGUUUCGAUUCGGGAGUGAACGAAUGUUUUGAUGAAACUGGGGAAUUUCUCAAAGGAUUUAGGCGCAGGGAGUGUUUCUCUGUUAAAUCCAGUGUAAUCUGGCAGUAGAUCCACGCUUUUUCGUCUCGGAUUGGGGGAUCAAUGGAGUCGAGAAUGGAUCAGUAUGAGAUAAUGGAGCAGAUUGGCAGGGGAGCGUUCGGGGCUGCGAUUCUGGUCAAUCACAAGUUGGAGAAGAAAAGGUAUGUUCUGAAGAAGAUCCGGUUGGCCAGGCAGACGGAUCGAUGCAGGAGAUCUGCUCAUCAGGAGAUGGCUCUCAUUGCACGGCUUCAGCACCCAUUCAUUGUAGAAUUCAAGGAAGCUUGGGUUGAAAAGGGAUGCUAUGUUUGUAUUGUCACUGGAUACUGUGAAGGUGGAGACAUGGCCGAGUUGAUGAAGAGAUCUAAUGGGGCUUACUUUCCAGAGGAGAAACUGUGCAAGUGGUUUGCUCAGAUAUUACUGGCGGUUGAGUAUUUACACUCCAACUUCGUUCUGCACCGAGACCUCAAGUGCUCAAACAUAUUUCUUACGAAGGACCAGGAUGUUCGCCUCGGAGAUUUUGGGCUUGCCAAAACCUUGAAAGCAGAUGAUCUGGCUUCAUCAGUAGUGGGGACUCCAAAUUAUAUGUGCCCAGAGCUUCUUGCUGACAUUCCUUAUGGAUUCAAGUCUGAUAUAUGGUCUCUAGGAUGCUGCAUGUAUGAGAUGGCUGCCCAUCGACCUGCUUUUAAAGCUUUUGAUAUGGCUGGACUGAUAAGUAAGAUAAACCGUUCUUCUAUUGGUCCUUUGCCUGCGUGCUAUUCAUCCUCAUUGAAAACACUUAUCAAAAGCAUGUUACGAAAGAAUCCAGAGCACCGACCAAAUGCAUCUGAAAUCUUGAGGCAUCCUUAUUUGCAACCAUAUGUUAAUCAAUAUCGCCAACCCUUUGACACAUCAAGUGUCAUCAGGCCACCACAGAAACCUAUGUCGACCUCCUGUAGUGGUCCAAAGAGCAUGUCUGAAAGCCAAAAUAGUAGCAGUUCCAGCUGUGACAAGGACAGUUUGCAGUCCAGUGAGAAAAACACAUUAGGACUGGUAUCAAAUGGUGAUCUGAAAGGCAUUGAAACUGAUACUACUUCAACAGAUGAUGGAGUUGUCUCUGAUAGCUACUGCAUUCAGUUGCAGCUGGUUGUUCAGCAGCAAUCAGACUCGGUUGCUAAACCCCGACUAUCUAAUGCUGAGAAAAGAUCAGAUGCAUCGAAGCCAUCCCAUAUUGAUACACACACAAAGACUGAGCCUAAGCAACCAAAAACAGUGAAGAACAUAUUGAUGUCUCUCAAAGAACAAGGGAAGGUAAGGGAAAGCAGUUCUCCUAUCAGAGGCACUCGGGUGAAAGCAGGUGGUGCGUCAAACCAUAAGACUCAUGCCGAACCAUCACCCAAACCGCCAAAACCCACUAGUGCCAGUUCUUCAAGUUCCAAGUCUAAUCCAGAUGAGUCAAGUGCUGCACCAGCCAGAGCCAAUGGUGAUUCUGCAAAACGGCCACAACCAUCAGCUUCCUUGAAGCAUCUGAUACCUUUGCCUGAGACGCCUCCCAAAACUAGACCUCGACAUGAUGUGGUUUCUCCCUCUGAUCCAGCCCGACAAGUUCCAGGUGAUGGUCCUUCUGUCACAAAUAAACCAAAGCCCCCUUCCACUGUUGCGAGAAAGUCUCCUACUCAGAAACCUGCUGUGCUUGAUACGACAAGCCCUGUAAGUCACACGACCAAAAUAGCUCCAACAAAGGUAGCCCAGGACCAAGAGAAGAGUCCAAAAGAAACUGUAACGAUCUCCCCAGAUCAUUCAAGAGGGAUACAAACUGAAACCAGCUUAGAAUUAAUAGAGUCAACCCCCCCAACUCCCCUCAAGAGCAGAGGAACCUGGUUUCAACAGACUCAAAUAUUGUUGUAGACCAAAAGUGCCUGCUCCACAGAAAUCUUGCUUGCGGAGACUUCAGAGAUCAGCCCAUCUGAUUGUUCAAGUUUUUUAUGCAUGGAUGUGAGGCCUGACUACUCUUUGGAAAACAUUGAAAAUGGUUACUGCAAAGGUGUCCUUAAGCCCGAGCUGAAUAUGGUAGACCUGCAAAAGAGUACUACAAGCAACGAUGAAAUGAGCUUAAGUACUGCCCUUGAACCAUUCUUUCCAAGCUCUGAACAGGAUUUUGUUUGUAAAGAUGACAUUUCUUCAAAUGAGACUGGGCAGAUCUCAGUUCCAGCACAAGUUGGUGAUGACAAGUUCACUGUCAGAGAGCUCCUCUCAACAAUUACAGAUAUCACCCCUUUUGUUUCUGCAACAACAAAAAAUUCAACUCUUGAGAAGGCUUCAAGUCCAAAUCAGAUUGUCGAAAAGGCCUCAUCUCCUCAUCUCACCCCAGCUUUUGAUGACGUUAUACAUGUGAUCAGACACAGCAGCUUCCGGGUUGGCAGUGAGCAACAAGUGAUGGACAAUAUGGACAUGGCUGUCCAGAACAGGGAUGUUGGGAAGCUUUUGAAUGCUGUACGAGAAGAAGUAGAAAUCAGAAACCAAACUCCACCAACACAAAAACCAUCAGCAUUGACAGGGUCUGUGUCUGUUAAAUCAAAUACACCCGAGAUCAGUAACAUUAAGGAGAAACAAGAUUGCUCAGAAAGCACAAUAUCUACUUCUUCUAUUGCUACUUUGGCUUCAAAGGAAGAGGAUAUUAUUCCAGCUAAAGAAACACUGGAUGUGAAUUCUUUCAGACAACGAGCUGAAGCACUUGAAGGCCUUUUAGAGCUGUCUGCAGAAUUACUGCAGCACAACAGGUUGGAAGAGCUUGCUGUUGUUCUAAAACCAUUCGGGAAGGAUAAGGUCUCUCCAAGAGAAACCGCAAUCUGGUUAGCCAAAAGCCUCAAAGGGAUGAUGAUUGACGACGCCAGUCGCGCAUUGUGAGAGACACAAUCCUUCUCCCCUGAUUACAUUACAAAUUAUCAUCUAGUAGCUUCAACAUUUGUGAACUAAACAUCUUGUUUGUGAUUUUACAUUUUUGUAUUCUUUCCAGAGUAUGUUGUAAAUAGUCAAAUUCUCCUGGCAAAUAAGCCUUUCUUUCUGCCAAAUGUAUGAGCUGAGCUGAACUCACAGUGUUCCAUAUGUAUAACCACUGGAAGUCUGAAAACUCUAAGAGCUACUUGUUAUGAUGUCAGAUUUUUUACAAUAUCCAGCUCCUUUCUUUGGGU